UGAUUGGCUGUUCGCAUGCAUUCAUGCACGCCCAUUGGCUGUACUGGAUAUUUAAUAACCAAUCGUCUAGCGAGCUUUUUACAAACUGUUGAGAGUCCAGGAAGUUCAGGCCCGUUUCACGUCAUCAACAUGGAUUCUUUGCCAGUCCUUCGUGGGCAAACUCAAAACAAAAUUCGCAGUAACCUUCAGAGAAUGGAUAAUGAGCAAAACAAAAAUCCUGCAGACUUAAAGCUUUCUAAACACAUCCCUUCAAGCCACCUUUUAAGCCAGAAUUGUGAAAAUAAAGCUCCAGCCAAAUGUGCUCCAAACCCACCUAUCCAACAAGGUAUAAGCAAGAUUCCAGUCCUCGCAAAGACCCUUUGUCUGCAGACUUCUUCUGGUUUUAAACAGUCCUACAAGAAGUGGGAGGAGAAACCUUUACCUAGUAAAGUUAAGGAGAAAAGGCAUUUGACCAGGCCUGUACCGUUCAGCCUGUCUAACCAUAGGAAAACACACAAGGCAGUUGAGGUUCACAAAUCUUUAACUGCUUCUCAAUCAAAAUCUCAAGUUUCAAACGUAUCAAAAAGCCACCUGUCAUCAGUUCCUGGUAAAACGGUGCAGAAUGAAGGUAGUUCUGCGCAGCCUGGUUCUGGUGCUGAAGUUGUUUUGGACAACAUGAACUUUCUCAGUCUCAAAGAGCCCUCCAAGUCAUUAAAUGCUGAGUUACUGAUGAUGAAGAACACUUCUGUAAAAGCUUUAAAUGGCAAAAAGAAUGAACAGGAAGACCAAACUGCUUUGCUUAGUGUUGGAGUCUUAACUCCAAAAUCCAAACCUUACAAUGACCUGCCUCAGCGAGUGUCCGUCAAGAAGAGUCAGAGAAAAGCUGGACCCCUGGCAGGAGCAGUGAGAUGCGUCCAGUUUACACCAGACUCCGACGCUCUGCAAAGUAUUCUUCAGAACGAAGGCGUGAAGGUGGGAGGACCUCUGGGUGCCAUGUCCAGGGACUCGUUCUGUCCGUCCAACAGAGGAACUUCAAUUUACAGCGCUCAAAGAGUGCCUCUAAGGAAAAAGAAAGCGGAGACUAAUGGUGGUCCAGUGGCAGCAGUCAAAGAGACCACAGUGACGACAAAGACCCCUCAAAGAGUUCGCAACACCAAACAUCUGCCCAUGUCUAUGAAAUCCUACCAGACGCCGUACGUCACAGCUGGAAGCAGGAACUUUAAACUCAACCUUCAGAAAUUAUUUGAUGCAGACGAUGAGGGCGCCACUGUGCCAAGCAAAGAUCCUGAGACUCAACCAGAGCAGUUCUCAGAGCAARCCACUGCUAAGACAACUUGUUCAAAACCACCAGAAAUAUGCAGAAACGAAACUGACGACAUUGUGGAUGAGCCAAAGACCUUACCUGCACAGCCAAGACAAUCUGUCAUCAUGUUUUCAAGUAAAAAGCUGCUCAGAGUCCCAAGUUCUGAUCUCAAAGUCUCAGCUCCGCUUGAUCAAGUUUCGUCUGACAAAAGAAACUUGUCCGAAGCUCCAGCUGACCCAGCUCAUCACCGCCCCCCAUCUGUUCUGCGUCUGCACAGAGACCUCACGAACCAGAAAACUAGUUCUCUGAGUUCUGCUGUGGUGAUGCUGCGCAAGCGUUUUCCUCCCCCGGAGGAGCUGCGUCUGGACGAUGAGGUGUCGACCUACACCUCAAAGUCUGUCGACGCCGCUCCCAGGUUCCUCCCGCCUCGGCCUCGUUGUGAAAACCCGCUCGCCUCCAUUUUGGAUUUUGAAGAGUUCACUAGAUUUAUCCCAAUAGCCUUUGACUGUCCAUCUUUGCACAACUCCCAACAACACAUGAGAUGAAAUGCACCACUACACUGUGUGCUGUUUGACAUUAUUGUGUUUUUUGUUUAGUUACUCUUGUAGGUUUUUAAAUUUAUUAAAAUAAAAUCUUUACUUUUUUAA
Messenger RNA from Austrofundulus limnaeus, 1929 nucleotides. It is a transcript of the gene troap, whose product is annotated as trophinin associated protein. The coding region runs from base 16 to 1827 and encodes 603 amino acids. NCBI's taxonomy places the organism in Eukaryota, Metazoa, Chordata, Actinopteri, Cyprinodontiformes, Rivulidae. The transcript has 13 exons. The record is from RefSeq and is a predicted model, not a curated record.